AUGAGUUCCCGUCAGCAUCGGGCAGAUACCGCCCCCGCCGUGUCCUCAUCGCAGCUGGCCGCCACCAACGAGGGCCUGUCCGAUGCACAUGCCAUCUCCUCCUCACAACUUAAGCACGAGCACCACUCCCAGGAUGGCGAGGAAAUGCAUCAUGGACCACCAGCCGGUCUGUCGCACAGAGACACAACCACCACAAACCAACAGUACCCAGCGUCGGCAGGGCGUUCAAGGUCGGCCGGCGGUUCUUCGUCCGGUGCACAUCUAGCCAAACUCGAGGACAGCGGCGACAUGUCGCCGUCCGGCGAAUUCUACGACGAUCGUUCCCCUGGCGGAGGUAAAGCUUCACGCGUAACGUCUAGGCGCGCACAGCAAAACAGAGAAGCGCAACGUAAUUUUCGUGAAAGACGGAAGAAUUACAUCAGGGAUUUGGAGGCAAAGUGCCAGAACCUCGCUGGGAAAGAGUUGCUCCUCCAGAAAACGGAUCAGCAGUGCCGGGAGUUCCAGAUGAUUGUCGACAGACUUAGCGCCGAGCGGGAUGUUUGGGUCCGGGAGAGGGAACUCUGGUGGAGGGAGCGCGAGGAGAUCUACCGCGCGGUCGAAGCACUGCGCUUGGAGGUGCGCCAAAGUCAGACUGAAAACCGUCGCCUUCGCGAGAUGGCUUGGACGCUGUGGAACGAUGUGGGAGGUCGGGACGGUGCAGCGCAGGCAGCCGAGCAGGCCGAUAAAGCAGGCGAAGACUCGAAUGUCAGUACAUCUAAGGUCGCUGAUGUUGAUAAGAUGGAUGUGGACGGAGAUCCGAGCACGCCGGCAACAGCAAAGCCAAACGAAGCAGCAGAGCCACCAAGUGGUUUGCCCGCUGCGCCGUUCUCCGGCGGUGACAUAGCCAUGUUAGGACACCUAACACCACAACGUGGAGAAAGGAGUGCUAGAGACACUGAUCAGGGAGAACUCUCGGCCACCGACAUCGCCCACGAUCUUCUGGCACUCUCUCGCGCAGGUUCCCCAACCCAUCGCUCUUCCCAUACAAAAACAAUAAUAUCUUCGGACAGCGGAACGGCCCUGUCAGGAACGGCUUUAGAUGACUUGAAGACGCGAAUGUCCUUCUGGGACGCGGAGCGCGAGAAUCUGUACAGGGCGGCGAGUGAGCGAGAACGAGAGCUGAUCCUGUCUUCGUUGGCCGGCGCGAGUCCACAGCCUGGCAUCACAGGCGCGGCCGCAGGAGGACUCAACGCCAUUAACGCCGCCCAGCUCUUUGCCCGUAUGGCAGCCGGGAUAUUCAAUGAUCAGCAACAACACCAAGCUCAACUUCAGCUCCAACAGCAACAACAACAACAGCAGCAGCAGCAGCAGGAGCCGGUGAUAGUCGACGACGCACCGGAGAAUGAGCAAGCCAUCGAGGUCACGCCUGCGCCGACAUCGCAAGUGCCUGGCUUUCAGAUAAACGACCAGUUGCGUGAAGCGACUAUCGAGCUCAAGCAUCAGUAG
Fimicolochytrium jonesii is the source of this 1485-nucleotide messenger RNA. RefSeq lists its product as uncharacterized. The transcript has 2 exons. Gene Ontology annotation, cellular component: RNA polymerase II transcription regulator complex. NCBI's taxonomy places the organism in Eukaryota, Fungi, Chytridiomycota, Chytridiomycetes, Spizellomycetales, Powellomycetaceae. The record is from RefSeq and is a predicted model, not a curated record. Bases 1 to 1485 code for a protein of 494 amino acids. Gene Ontology annotation, molecular function: DNA-binding transcription activator activity, RNA polymerase II-specific; transcription cis-regulatory region binding.